Molecule: messenger RNA, 2694 nt
Organism: Rhopalosiphum padi (bird cherry-oat aphid)
Lineage: Eukaryota; Metazoa; Arthropoda; Insecta; Hemiptera; Aphididae
Exons: 6
Coding region: 640-2607 (655 amino acids)
Biological process (GO): apoptotic process involved in development; phosphatidylserine exposure on apoptotic cell surface; engulfment of apoptotic cell
Cellular component (GO): plasma membrane
Source: RefSeq, a predicted model, not a curated record
UCACCGGGCCCGCCACCUGUUGGCAAAUAUGCGCGUCCCGUCGAGAAUGCGCGUGUGACCGUGCGAGACGCGAGUACGGCGCUCGCGGGUGCAUGCGCUUGUGCGUGUGCGUGUGUUCGUCGUCACAUCUCCGCAGCAUCGCUCUCGCACACUGCCGCGGACAAUCGAAACGGAUAACGUCGGACAACGGGCCGAUCGCGUACAAUAAUUUGUUAUACUCUCCGAGCCGUUCGGUUGAUAAAAAGUAAAAACGUACGACGGUAAAACAACAGCGUCGGCGCCGAGCUGGUGCAGUGUUAAUAUCUUUCAACGGUAUAAUAUUAUUAUCAUCGCGGUCUUUGUUUUGCCAUCCGCGUUUUCGCGGGUACCACACGUAAGUGGCGCAGCCGGUCGUCGACCAUCACGUCCGCCGUCGUCGUCCCCGCGACGAUAACGAACAGUAUCAACACGUAUUGACGUCGCGUCGAAUCGGCGCAAAAACUUCCGCCCGGUCGCGUCUGUGUGUCGUUUCUCGCGACGAUACGUCCGCCCGACUCGGGGUGUCAUGACUUAGACACGCGCGACGUCCGUUAAAGUCUCCGGUCGUCGUCACGACCGCGACGACGACGGACCGAAACAUGAUCGCGCGACCGUCGUCACAUGGCCCAGUAUGAGUUCCUGCCGCUGUGCGACGUCCUGUUCAACAUCAUCUCGCUGGCCGCGUACUUCUGCGACAUCGUGUUCGACGUGGUCAUGGGCUACGCGCUCUACUCGCACGGCCGCUACGUGCCGUUCGUCCUAACCAUGUUGUUCGUCGGGGCGUCGGCCACCGUCGAGCAGACCAUGUCGCUGCGCUGGUACCUGGCCGCGCGAGCCGUCAGCGACAAGUCCACGCUGGCCGACCGGCUGAAACGGUCGGCCGUGCAGGCGUUGCACUUCGUCCAGCUGGGCGUCCUGUGGAGGUACUUCAAGCUGUUCCUGCCCGUCGACCUGCGGUACGUCAAGUUCGAGGUGCGCGACCUGUGCAUGCUGCGCCUGUUGCACGCGUUCUGCGAGUCGAUGCCGCUGCUGCUGUUGCAGUCCUACCUGCUGUGGACGGACGGCGGCGGCGACCGCAAACAUCUGCGCGACCUCAACAAGGUGGCCGUCGCGCUGUCCACCGUCAGCGUGUGCUGGGCCCUGGCGUCGUUCGGCAAGAAUGUUCGCAUGCAGAACGUCCACAGGCUAGUCCUCACAUGGCUCGGAGUCAUAUUUCAGUUCCUGUGGCGUUUGGGCACCGUUGGGGCCAGAGUCAUUUCGUUGACCGCCUACGCCGCUAUGUACAAAUAUUGGGUGCUGUUGGUACUUGGUCUGCAUUGGUUGUCUAUGCUGUUGUGGUUACAUUCGCCUAAGAACGUGUUUCACGGUGAACGCAUGUCUCCUAAGCGUAAAGCUUUUUUGUUCGCACUCUUAGCUUUCGUGUUCACGUUUGAAUAUGUUAACCUGCUGGAGAACAAUCAUCGAGAAAAAAUGCUGAUGUUUUAUGUGGUGAUGGCGUUAGAAAACGCUCUUCUCAUGUUUGUAUGGAGCAUUGGCAGUGGUGAUGCAGUCAAACCAUUUAUUGUUCUUGGGCUGUUCCUUUGUGGUCUUGUGUUCAUGGCAAUUUAUUAUCAGUUUUUCCAUGUAAGAAGACUGAAAUAUGAAUCUGGAGGCAGACUGAGCAAUGCUACAAAUAGUAACAACUCAACAGCUAAGUUAGCAUUAGAAGCCAAGUAUAAAGAUCAGUUAAAUGUGCCUAAUGGCAAGACUGAUCUCAUAAGAAGGCACAGCUUCAGUAGUGUUUAUGAGAACAUACCACCAGGCGGCUACCACAAUCAAGCUAUUGCUAGUGAACCACCUCCGACCUUACAAAGAAAUCAGAGGUAUUACAGCGCAUUACCAGCAAGUGUACAUAAUGGUAUUCCAGGCGUUUUCAACUGUCGUUUCACCAACCCAUAUGUGGCGGCUAUGCAAAAGCGCAAGAAAAAGAAGCCAACUACGUUUGUACCCCCACCAUCUGGCACAAGUGGCCGAGAUAGUGUUGCGUUUUGGUGCAAACCGCCGCCAUCUAACCAUAGCCAACAGGGUUCCAGUGAAAACGAGAGUGCCAGCUCUCAUGUUGAUAUCCGACAGAAAUUACAAGAAAAAAGACAAAAUCAGCUAGCUGAACUCCGAGCUAUUGAAGAGGAGAUUAGGCAAGGCAAGCUAAAGGAACCGACAGAAAAUGGAGAAGUACUUUUGUCUCCUCAGGGAUAUCUGCAACAACAAAAUUGGAUCGCUCCACCUUAUAGCGCUCAAGAUAACAAUGCUCAAUCAAACGACCAAGUGUUCACAUUGAUGUACAAAUCUUACAAAUCGCCAUCAGAUUUAGACUCUCAAAUAUCACUGCCACGUUCAUAUACACUGCCUAGAGAAUUUAAAUUCUAUAGAAAAGUAAGGCCCAGAAAAACUAUACGUUCCGAUCACUUCGUUGCAUCCACAAAUUCAAGUGAUGGAGAUGUGGACUCUGGUGAUGAUGAGUCAGACACCUCGCAGCCGAAUUUAUCACCACGGCCCUUACGACUACCUGAUCGUAAUGCUCUCACCACUCGACACGAAACCAAACUAUAAGCCUUGUUGAUUAAAAAUUAAGUGAAAUUAAUAGUUUUUUUUUUUUUUUAUCAGGUAUAUUAAAAUACAUGAAAUAUUUUGUAAAUA